Messenger RNA from Penaeus chinensis, 978 nucleotides. Its product is annotated as DNA-directed RNA polymerase II subunit RPB1-like. The transcript has 5 exons. Lineage: Eukaryota; Metazoa; Arthropoda; Malacostraca; Decapoda; Penaeidae. The coding region runs from base 1 to 978 and encodes 325 amino acids. The record is from RefSeq and is a predicted model, not a curated record.
AUGGCUUUUAUGCUGAAGAUCUUCCUCCAUAACUUCCUGCAAAAUCAUGUCGGUUCCUUGCCCUAUUACGCGGCGGUUCCUUCUCCUCGUCCGCUCUUUCGGGGAGAAAUAUACAACUAUGUGGAAUAUUAUACUCAUAUCACCAGCCCCAAUUCAACAGUUAUCAGCAUCUGUUCACCAAACACUAGUCCCCAUUCAUCAGUCACCAGUCCCUAUUCAACAGUCACCAGUCCCCGUUCACUAGUCAUUAGUCCCAGUUCACCAGUCACCAAUCCCCAUCUCCAGUCACUACUACCCGUUCACCAGUCCUUGUUCUACAAUCACUAUAUCAAAUCGCUUCACCAGUCCCACUAUACCAGUCAUUACAACUGUUUACUUUUCAGCAGUCACAAGUUCACUAGUCACAAGUCCCUAUUAAAGAGUCCCAGUUCACCAGUCACAACAACCCAUUCACCACCACCACUAGUACCCAUUGAACAGUCACUAGUCCCUAUUCACCAAUCUCAAUUACCUGAUCAAGAGACACUAAUCCCAGUUCACUACUCAUUAGUUCCCAUUCACCAGUCACUAGUCCCCAUUCACCAGUCACUACUUACCGUUCACCAGUCACUACUACCCGUUCCCAAGUCACCAAUUCCUGUUCCACAGUUACAAGUCUCAUUUGAAUUCACCAGUCACCAAUCCCCAUUCAUCAGUCACCAGUUCCUGUUUGCUGGUUAUCAAUCCCAGUUCACCAGUCACAAAUCCCCAUUCACCAGUCACCAGUCCCAUCACCAGUCUCAUUUGAAGAGUCACAAAUUCCAGUUUGCGAGUCCCCAGUACCAGUUCAUCAGUCCCAAUUUACCAGUCACCAGUCCCCAUUCACCAGUCUCAUUUGAAAUUCCAGGUUGCCAGUCCCCAGUGCUAGUUCACCAGUCCCCAUUCACCAGUCACUACUCCCCUUUCACCAAUCACCAGUUCCCAUUCAUCAGUCACUAG